This is a messenger RNA of Malurus melanocephalus (red-backed fairy wren), 1100 nucleotides long. RefSeq names its product globoside alpha-1,3-N-acetylgalactosaminyltransferase 1 (FORS blood group) (gene GBGT1). The coding region runs from base 51 to 1085 and encodes 344 amino acids. The transcript is spliced from 6 exons. Gene Ontology annotation, cellular component: membrane; Golgi apparatus; vesicle. Gene Ontology annotation, biological process: carbohydrate metabolic process. The record is from RefSeq and is a predicted model, not a curated record. Gene Ontology annotation, molecular function: globoside alpha-N-acetylgalactosaminyltransferase activity. NCBI's taxonomy places the organism in Eukaryota, Metazoa, Chordata, Aves, Passeriformes, Maluridae.
UUGGAAGCUGCUGGAAUUCAGGAGUUGCCCUUCCUUCUGCUCCAGAAGAGAUGAUUUCCAAGAAAGUGGUGAUGGGAUCCCUUGUCUGUCUGGGUGUUGUUACUGCUUUUAUCUGGGCUACAAUUGGGAAUAGAAAAGUGCAUUACCUGCCCUACUACCUUCCCUGCCCUGAAAUCUUCUCCAUAAAACUCCAAUAUACAGAAGAGAAGCUAAUCCAGCUUUUCCCUCAAUUAUUUUAUCAGCAGCCAAGAGUGCUGGCACCGAAGCGCCAGGAUGUGCUGACAGUCACACCAUGGCUGGCCCCCAUUGUCUGGGAAGGGACCUUCAAUCCUGAGAUCCUGGAAAGUGCCUACAGACCCCUGAACCUCACCAUUGGGGUGACAGCCUUUGCUGUUGGAAAGUACACGAGGUUUGUGCGUCGUUUCCUGGAGUCGGCCGAGCAGCACUUCAUGAGGGGCUACCAGGUGAAUUAUUACCUGUUCACAGACAGCCCUGGGAGCAUUUCUGGGGUGCAGCUGCAGUCGGGGCGCACGCUGGUCCCCGUCCCCAUCCAGAAAUACUCCAGCUGGCAGGAGAUCUCCAUGCGCAGGAUGGAGGCCAUCAGCAGGCACGUGGCCGAGGUGAGCCACGCUGAGGUGCACUACCUGUUCUGCCUGGACAUAGACAUGGUGUUCCACAAUUCCUGGGGCCCCGAGACUCUGGGGGACAUGGUGGCAGCCAUCCAUCCUGGCUAYUUCCAAGUGCCCCGGGAGCAAUUCCCGUAUGAGAGGAGGAGCUCCUCGGCAGCCUUCAUCCCCCAGGGGGAAGGGGAUUUUUACUAUGGAGGAGCUGUGUUUGGAGGCUCGAUCAGCAAAGUCUACGAGUUCACCAAGGCUUGCCACAUGACCAUCCUGGCAGACAAAGCCAACGGGAUCAUGGCAGCGUGGCAGGAGGAGAGUCACCUCAACAGGCACUUCCUCUCCCACAAACCCUCCAAGCUGCUCUCUCCGGAGUACAUUUGGGAUGACAGGAAACCAAAACCCCCUGAAAUCCACCUCAUACGUUUUUCCACGUUGAAUAAGAACUACAGAGAGAUCCGAGACUGACCAUCUGACCCACCA